Branchiostoma belcheri (Belcher's lancelet) is the source of this 1476-nucleotide messenger RNA. Its product is annotated as steroid 17-alpha-hydroxylase/17,20 lyase-like. Gene Ontology annotation, biological process: progesterone metabolic process; hormone biosynthetic process. The transcript is spliced from 8 exons. Gene Ontology annotation, molecular function: steroid 17-alpha-monooxygenase activity; iron ion binding; heme binding. The record is from RefSeq and is a predicted model, not a curated record. Lineage: Eukaryota; Metazoa; Chordata; Leptocardii; Amphioxiformes; Branchiostomatidae. Bases 1 to 1476 code for a protein of 491 amino acids.
AUGCUGGCGGCUUCGUUGUUGUUGCUCUACUGGCUGAUAUUUGGUGAGAAGAAGAAGCGGCAGCUCUACUCUCCCCCCGGCCCGUGGCCUCUGCCGCUCAUCGGGAACCUGCUGGACAUGGCCGGCGCCGACCCGCACAUCCGGCUCACGGAGAUGGCACGGAAAUUCGGCACCGUGUUUCAGGUAGGGUUCGGGCAGGAGCCUGUUGUCGUCAUCAGCGACAUUGACCUUGCUAAGGAGGCCCUGGUGAAGAGCGGGGACGACUUUGCGGGCCGCGCCCCCCUCCCCACCACCGACCUCCUGUCCAACAGCGGCAUGGGCAUCGCCUUCGCGGACUACGGCAGGGGCUGGAGGGUCCACAAGAAGCUCACACACAACGCGCUCAAGAUGUUCGGGCAAGGAAUGCUCCAACUGGAAGAUAAGAUAAGCCAGGAGGCCGACUGGUUGUGCGGGUAUCUCAGAGAUUCCUCGGGACGUCCCCUCGACCCUUACCUCCCGCUCAACACGGUCGUCGGGAACGUCAUCAGUUCUAUCUGCUUCGGGAAGCGGUUCGAACCGGAAGAUGCGGAACUGAAGACGAUCAUCGGGUACAACGAAGGGCUGGUGGACACGGUGGGGAAGGACGGGCUGAUAGACGUGUUUCCGUGGCUGGCGAAGCUUCCCAACGCCACGAUACGGAAGAUGAAGGCAUGUCUGAAGACCAGAGACAGUGUGCUCAACAAUAACAUCGAACAACACAGGGUGUCCUACAAGGCCGGUGCGCCCCAGGACCUGGUAGACGCCCUGCUGAAGGCUCAAGCGGAGGCGGCUGCGGAGGGCGGCAGGAAGGCUCAGCGGUACCUGAGCGACGAGCACAUCCUCACCACGGUGAACGACGUGUUCGGCGGAGGCAUGGAGACCUCUACAACCACCCUCAGGUGGAUCCUGGCGUUCCUCCUGCAUCAUCCAGAGGUCCAGGCGCAGAUCCAAGAGGAGCUGCAGACGGUUCUGUGCGCGAACGACCCUGUCCGUCUGUGUGACCGGGAGCGGCUGCCGUACCUGGAGGCCACCAUCAGAGAGGUGCUCCGGAUGAGACCCGUGGCGCCGCUCGCCAUUCCACACAAAACCAUCAGGGACACCUCAGUUGGAGACUUCGACCUUCCCCAGGGAACCCGUGUGAUGUUUAACCUGUGGGCGAUUCACCAUGACGAGCGCCACUGGACAGAUCCGGCAACUUUCAAUCCAGCACGUUUCCUAGACCCGAAGACAGGCCAGCUGGUGCGCGGUGGCAGCUUCCUGCCGUUCCUGGCCGGCUGUCGCGGCUGUCUGGGGGAGUCCAUGGCCAAGGCCGAGCUGUUCCUCUUCACGGCGCGGAUCCUCAGGGACUUCCGCCUGGAGAUGCCGCACGGGGUUUCACCGCCAAGUCUGCAGGGGCGGUACGGGGUCGUCAUGGCGCCAGAUAGAUACAGUAUCUGCUUCAAACCUAGAAAGGCUUGA